This is a messenger RNA of Salvia miltiorrhiza (redroot sage), 2547 nucleotides long. Its product is annotated as bZIP transcription factor TGA10-like. The record is from RefSeq and is a predicted model, not a curated record. Gene Ontology annotation, biological process: regulation of DNA-templated transcription; DNA-templated transcription. Gene Ontology annotation, molecular function: sequence-specific DNA binding; DNA-binding transcription factor activity. The transcript has 11 exons. The coding region runs from base 427 to 1683 and encodes 418 amino acids. Lineage: Eukaryota; Viridiplantae; Streptophyta; Magnoliopsida; Lamiales; Lamiaceae.
GUUCUAGAGAGAGAAGCCAAAAACACACACGUUUCUAGUGAGAGAAACAAGAGAAAUGUGGCUUCUACUUCUGGGACUGCUUUAUCUGCAAACUCACCAAAUAAAUAAACUUAAAACCAAAUUCUUUUUAGAGAGAGAGAAAUUAAUAGAGUUGUAUGAUAGUUGAUUUUGGUAGUGAAAGUCGUCUUGGGUUUGCAGAGAAAGAUGGGAAGGCUUAAAAUAGGGUUUGUCUUUUGCCUCUUUUGCAUUCAAUUCCUUCUCCCCAUGUUUUGUAUCCUCCCCCAUCAUAUCCGCUCUCUUUCAAUUACUCCAUAACCGCCUCUCUCUUUGUCUGUAUCUACACUAUGCUCAUCUCCAAUUUCUCUAUAAAAUGAGAUCACCAUUCUAGCUUCAAACCUUAAUCUCAUUUCUCUCUCUCUCUCUCUCAUGGCUUCUAACAAAGUCAGCAGCAGCAGCAGCGACCAUCAUCACUCUACACAAUUAGUUCAACAUCAUGAGAUGCAGCACAAUGAUCAAAUCAAUCAUCAUCAAAAUAAUAAUCACAUGAUGUUUUCGUUUGGGAUGAUGCAAUCAUCCUCAUCAUCCAUACCCGUACCCUUCAAUAUAAGCAAAGAAUCUGGCGCUUACGACUUAGGCGACUUGGAUCAAGCUCUCUUUCUAUACCUCGACGGCCAAGAUCACUCUGCAGCUCAAGACCAACGACAGAAUUCUGGGAUGAGGCCACACACUCUAAACAUUUUCCCCUCUGAGCCCAUGCAUGUAGAGCCAUCACCAAAGGGAGGCAGUGGUUCGAAGAAAUUAUCUGAGCCAUCUAACCCUAGAAAUGAUGUUCAAGAACCGGCCAAAGUAGUUAAGCGUGAGGGAAACCGUAAAGGGCCUACCUCAAGUUCAGAGCAAGAUGGUCCAAAAACACCUGAUCCAAAGACUUUAAGGAGGCUUGCUCAGAAUAGAGAAGCAGCUAGGAAAAGCAGGCUUAGGAAAAAGGCUUAUGUUCAGCAGCUGGAGACAAGUAGAAUGAAGCUUACUCAAUUAGAACAUGAAAUCCAAAGAGCUAGAGCACAGGGAUUUUUCUUAGGUGGAAAUGCUAAUGCAGCAGGAGAGCAAGGCCUUCCUUGUACCAACAUAACUUCAGAUGCCGCGUGGUUCGACAUGGAGUAUGCACGGUGGCUGGAGGAGCACCACCGCCUGACGGUGGAACUGAGGAGUGCCGUCCACGAGCACCGGCCGGAAGACGAGCUCGGCAUUCUGAUAGACAACUGCCUAGCACACUACGAUCAGAUCAUCAGCCUCAAGAACGUGAUCGUCAAGUCGGACGUCUUCCACAUCGUCUCCGGCAUGUGGCGGACCCCAGCGGAGCGCUGCUUCUUGUGGAUUGGCGGUUUCCGGCCGUCGGAGCUCAUUAAGAUAAUCUUGAACCAGGUGGAGCCAUUGACGGAGCAGCAAAUGGUGGGGAUAUAUGGACUGCAGCAAUCAACACAGGAAGCAGAAGAGGCUCUCACUCAUGGGCUGGACGCAUUGAAUCAAUCUCUCACUGAAACCAUAGUUUGCGACACUCUCACUCUUCCACCAAACAUGAACACAUACAUGGCGCAGAUGGCUGUCGCCAUUAACAAACUCACAACUCUCGAGGGUUUUGUUACACAGGUAAGCCGUAUAAAAUUCGGGCAACACAUUUUCCUUUGAACAAGGUAUAAUUUUGUACUUAAAAAGAGGGUGAUAUAAAUUUAUACCACCUUAUAUAAAGAGUGAUAAAUAUAUUAACAUUUAAAACAAACAAAAUAUAAAAAAUAUGGUUCAUACCUUAUGAUAUUAUUCUUCUAUUUAGAUGGAUAAAAAGCAAAGACACUCUUAAUAUAUAAAGUAAUUUGCGCCCCUUAUGAGAUUUGAACCCAAGACCACGAGCCACGGCAGUUGCUUUAUAGGUCACUAUAAUAAAUUUGUAGGUUAAAUGCAACCGUUUCUUAGUUUUUACAUUAUACUACUCCUUCCAUCUCACGAAUCUUGACACAUUUGGGUUCGGCACGGGAAUUAAGGAAUUGUAGAUUAGUGUUUUAAGUGUGUAGGUAAUAAAGUAUAAAAGUGAUAAAGUAGGAAAGAGAAUGUAAUAAAGUGAUAAAGUAGGAGAGAGAAUGUAAUUAAGAAAAAGGAUUAAUUAUUACCUUAUUUGGAAAUAUGUCAAGAUUCGUGAGACGGCCCAAAAAAAAAAUACGUGUCAAAAUUCGUGGGACAGAGGGAGUAUAAGAUUUUUAUUUUAUUCUAAUUCUCUCUAUAUAUGUAUGUAGAUACGACGUAAUAUGCAUGUCUCUUUUUUUUUUUUCAUGUCUCUUGAAAUGUUGUUGAUGUAAAUGUGGCUUAAUUAGCAUUAAAAAAAAAAGGUGUGGCUAAACUAGGGCAUCAUAAUGAAUUAAUGAUGUAUGCAUCAUAUCGUUGCAUGCAUGCAUAUAAAAAUUAAUGUUGCUUUGUUUCAAUGUGUAUGUGCGUGUAUUUAUGUUCAUAUAUUCUAACACAGGAUCCUCCGAAAACGAAAUUCAGCGAAGCUCUAGAAUU